UCUCUGUAAACAUCUUUUUCAGGUGUUCGUCCGCGGUGAAGAAUAUAGUCCCGGUUCUAUAAAUUGAAAGAGUCAGCGCUUCUAAGUCCUUUUCAGUUGAGCUCUGAAGUGUGUUGCGGAUCAUGUCAGGUGGUUCUGAGGAUUAUACUAGAGACCAUGGCGGCCCUGAAGGCAUGGACCCCGAUGGUGUCAUUGAGAGCAACUGGAAUGAAAUUGUUGACAAUUUUGAUGACAUGAAUCUUAAAGAAUCUCUUCUGAGAGGCAUUUACGCUUAUGGUUUUGAAAAGCCGUCGGCGAUACAACAAAGGGCAAUCAUUCCAUGUAUCAAAGGGUAUGAUGUGAUUGCUCAAGCUCAGUCAGGUACUGGCAAGACAGCCACAUUUGCUAUUUCCAUCCUGCAGCAGCUGGAGAUUGAUCUCAAGGAGACCCAAGCUCUAGUAUUGGCCCCUACAAGAGAACUCGCUCAACAGAUACAGAAAGUUAUUUUGGCGUUGGGUGACUAUAUGGGAGCAACGUGUCAUGCUUGCAUUGGAGGCACAAACGUUCGAAAUGAGAUGCAGAAGCUACAGGCUGAGGCACCUCACAUUGUUGUUGGAACGCCCGGGCGAGUUUUCGACAUGUUAAAUCGGAGAUAUCUUUCUCCCAAAUGGAUCAAGAUGUUUGUUUUAGACGAGGCAGAUGAAAUGCUGAGUCGUGGAUUCAAGGAUCAGAUCUAUGAAAUUUUUCAGAAGUUGAGCACCAACAUUCAGGUUGUCCUGCUUUCUGCCACAAUGCCAACAGAUGUGUUGGAAGUGACAAAGAAAUUCAUGAGGGAUCCAAUUCGCAUCUUGGUCAAAAAAGAAGAGUUAACCCUGGAGGGUAUUAAACAGUUCUACAUUAAUGUUGAACGAGAGGAAUGGAAGCUGGACACACUCUGUGACUUGUAUGAGACAUUAACAAUUACACAGGCUGUAAUUUUCCUCAAUACAAGAAGAAAGGUUGACUGGCUUACAGAGAAAAUGCAUUCAAGGGACUUUACAGUCUCUGCUCUGCAUGGUGACAUGGACCAGAAAGAGAGGGAUGUUAUUAUGAGGGAAUUUCGUUCUGGAUCGAGUAGAGUGUUAAUCACCACAGACUUGCUGGCUCGUGGCAUAGAUGUGCAGCAAGUUUCCCUGGUUAUAAAUUACGACCUACCUACCAAUCGUGAAAACUACAUUCACAGGAUUGGCCGUGGAGGUCGGUUUGGCAGGAAAGGUGUGGCAAUUAACUUUGUUACAGAAGAGGACAAACGGAUUCUCCGUGAUAUUGAGACUUUCUACAAUACUACAGUGGAGGAGAUGCCCAUGAAUGUGGCAGACCUUAUUUGAUCCAUGGGAGGCGAUUGAAUGCAGUGCUCGCUGUUGCUGAAUAGGCGAAUCACAACGUGCAUUGUGCUUUCUUUGCAAACAUUGAAUCUGGUCUCAAUGCUCCAUUACGGAUCAGAAAACAAACUUUGAGAAGCAAAGUGACGGCAGUCAUAUGCUCUGGAAGAAAGGCUGUUAGGCUUUUUUCUCUCUCCAGAAUUGAGACUGUUGGGGUGGAUUGUAAAGCUAUGGGGUCUUUACAUUUUCUUUUAAUUAGACAUUUAUUUCCUAGUUCAGUAGAAGUGGUUGUGUUAGAUGUUCUUUAUCAUUUAAUAACUUACUUAUGGACUAAAAGAUAUAAGUGCUGUAUAAAGUCAGCCAAUUAUGUUAAACUAUCGUAUAUACCUUUAUUGUACAUUUCAGAUUUAGACUUUACUAAAUUGAAAGGACUAUACUUUUUUUGUAUUUAUUCAAUAAAGUAAUGUGUUGACGUGA
Xenopus laevis (African clawed frog) is the source of this 1817-nucleotide messenger RNA. It is a transcript of the gene eif4a2.L, whose product is annotated as eukaryotic translation initiation factor 4A2 L homeolog. Lineage: Eukaryota; Metazoa; Chordata; Amphibia; Anura; Pipidae. Gene Ontology annotation, molecular function: hydrolase activity; RNA helicase activity; nucleic acid binding. The record is from RefSeq and is a predicted model, not a curated record. The coding region runs from base 123 to 1346 and encodes 407 amino acids. The transcript is spliced from 11 exons. Gene Ontology annotation, cellular component: cytoplasm.